GAGGAAUGGACGAGCCCUCUCCUCUAUUUGAUCUAUCUCUCUCCCUCACCUCGUUUCUAGAAGUGACGAAGAACACAAAGAAGGCCAUCACCGGCGGCGAUGGGAGGCAUGUGCUGCCGGCAAUGACGACGACGACGCCCUUGAAGUUUAAGCCGAGAGGGGCCUCUCGAUCUGUUCAACCCCAAUCUCGAUUUGACCUUCCUCGCCAAAACGACGACGACGAGGGGUGAAUCUUACCCUCUGUGGAGGAGAACGGUGUUGCCAGCGAUGGGAGUUUACCACGUCGACGAUGAUGAUCGAUAGCCAGACAAGAAAAGAACGAGGAGAUCUAGGGGAACGAAAAGGGGUCGCUGAUGAUGGAGGGUCAUGGAAAUGGACGGAUCUAGGCUGCUGAUCUGGGCUUCCUUGUGAUGGGCCAAGUUUGGAUACAAAUAAAAACUUAGCCCAUUGUAUUAGGGAUUGUUGAGUAGUGUAUGCAAAUCCAAAUUUUGUAGUGUCGUUAAACGUUUGUAAUAGACUUCAAAUUUGUGAAC
Messenger RNA from Linum tenue, 533 nucleotides. Lineage: Eukaryota; Viridiplantae; Streptophyta; Magnoliopsida; Malpighiales; Linaceae. The record is from the annotation of a GenBank genome assembly.